Aspergillus oryzae RIB40 is the source of this 987-nucleotide messenger RNA. RefSeq lists its product as uncharacterized. Lineage: Eukaryota; Fungi; Ascomycota; Eurotiomycetes; Eurotiales; Aspergillaceae. The transcript has a single exon. The record is from RefSeq and is a predicted model, not a curated record. Bases 1 to 987 code for a protein of 328 amino acids.
AUGUCUACCACCAGCAGCACUUUCAAAAGCUCCAGCGGUGCCAAUUGCCAUCCCACCGCUUUGGAGAUCAUUCAGAACAAUGGUUUAGAAGGAAAACUCCAGGACAAAGUUAUCCUCAUCACUGGCUGCUCGUCAGGCAUCGGCAUCGACACAGCCCGUGCCCUGUCCGUCACCGGGGCUACCCUCUAUCUCACCGCGCGUGAUUUGAAGAAGGCCGAACAAGCGUUAGGGGACCUCAUCGAGAAACCCAACGUCCAUCUCCUGACCCUAAACCUCAACUCGCUGGCCAGUGUCCGAGCCUGUGCGGAAGAGUUCUUGCCCAAGAGCUCCCAAUUGAAUGUCCUGAUUAACAAUGCAGGAGUCAUGGCGACACCGGAGGGUCGGACGCAAGAUGGGUUCGAAACUCAAUUCGGUACCAAUCACUUAGGCCAUUUUACCCUUUUCUACCUGUUGAAGCCUAUCCUGCUGGCUUCCUCAACCCCGGAGUUCAACUCGCGUGUUGUCAAUGUCUCUUCCCUGGCGCAUCGUUAUGGUGAACCUGUUUUUGAUAAUAUCAAUCUGGAGGGAAUCUACGAACCGUGGAGAGCAUAUGGUCAGAGCAAGACGGCAAACAUCUGGACGGCCAAUGAGAUCGAGAGGCGAUAUGGGUCCCAGGGCCUUCAUGCUUUUAGUGUUCACCCUGGUGGCAUUAGGACUGGGCUACAGCAGUAUGUUCCCAAGGAACAGAAGGACGCAUGGGAUCAGGAUGAUGCGAUAUCGAGUGUGUGGAAAACUUCGGAGCACGGGGCUGCUACCACUGUUUGGGCGGCGGUAGCAAAGGAGUUAGAAGGAAAGGGCGGGAAAUAUCUUGAAGAUUGUCAAAUUGCAGAGAAAUACGACCCGAGCACUGGGACUGCUGGAAAGGGAUAUGCGCCGUGGGUGUAUGAUGAGGCAAAACAGGCGAAGUUGUGGGAAAUGUCAUUGAACUUGGCAGGGUUACAUGUCUAA